AUAAAACAUAAUUUUAUAAAUUACAAAAUGCCCUUCAAUACAAAAAGCAGUGUUCACUUCGUUUUCAUUUGUUACUUUAAUGUUAAAAAAGGAAACUCAAAUUUAAGGAUGCUUUCAAUUGGCAGACAAAAUGACAGUGUUUUAGUUGCCCACAAAAAGGUAUGCCAAAUUGGAAAAUGGAAAGACUUCAUCGGAUUCCACGCAGUGUCAGCACCAAUCAAGCAGCAACCGCACCAGCAAUACGACUUUGGAGCGCAGCUCUACCGAUUAUGGCGAAUUGCUUUCUUCGAAUCGGUUAUUGGCUCUCUUCGAAUCGGCAAUGGCUCUCUAUUUUCGGACAAUCAAAUAAAAAGGUAUUUUUUAAAUUUGCUGGAUCGAUACUGCAUCCACGAUCGCGUGCAUCGCGCCAGCAGCUGGGACCAAGAGGGUCCUGACAUAGCGACCGCGCCAGGAAUACUUCUUGGGUGCUCGCGGACACCGUUAUGCCCACCAUCGUUUACCAGGGGCUUUACCCUUCUAGUCUUCCGGUUCUUAUGAGCGAGAGUGACCAACUGAUAUCGCGAACUCCCCGCCUAAAUGUGACCCCGCCCCUGCUCCUGCACUGUGGCAGCCAUGAUGCCGCUGAGUCGACAAUCUGGCGUCCCGUCCGAUGCUGCAGGGACCAGUGAUGACGACCACGGGAAAUAAUAUCGGCAACUGCCCAUACAUACGCCACCGAAUCAAACACUGGGCCUCAGCUUCGAGAAGCAGGACUGAUUUACCCUACGCUUUGCUCCAAAUCGUGUCGUAUCCGAUUUCUCCCCGCUAGACGGAGUUCUAUCAAAGUAUCCCAGCCGGAUCCCAGAAGGACAGAAGCGCACCCCUUGCAAGAUGAGAGCCAAAAAAGCCAACGUCAUCCUUCGACCUGGCCAUCGACAACAACGAUUUUGACGAUGGCAACCAAGGCAGGGGCUACGCAGGCUACUAGACUCUAGAUAGGUAUCAUUGUUGUUAGGUUUAAGGAUAUACGCGUCUAUAUAUUUAGAUACUAGAUAUUUUUUCCACUUGCUUAUUUAUUUCUAAUAAGCUAAGUUAUGUUGAAUAAAACUAUUGAAAAAUUA
This is a messenger RNA of Drosophila miranda, 1100 nucleotides long. RefSeq lists its product as uncharacterized. The record is from RefSeq and is a predicted model, not a curated record. The transcript is spliced from 5 exons. Lineage: Eukaryota; Metazoa; Arthropoda; Insecta; Diptera; Drosophilidae. The coding region runs from base 28 to 537 and encodes 169 amino acids.